Caenorhabditis elegans is the source of this 974-nucleotide messenger RNA. It is a transcript of the gene C33H5.1, whose product is annotated as Methyltransferase FkbM domain-containing protein. NCBI's taxonomy places the organism in Eukaryota, Metazoa, Nematoda, Chromadorea, Rhabditida, Rhabditidae. The coding region runs from base 45 to 974 and encodes 309 amino acids. The record is from RefSeq and is marked reviewed. The transcript is spliced from 5 exons.
CCGAAAUCACCUGAAAUUCGUUUUUUCCGCUGAAUUUGAAAGAGAUGAGGAUAACUUCAACAUUCUACAAUUCUUUUAGAGAUGCAAUGCCACUCAAUCGAAAUUUGACAAAAAAUAUAGUGCUUGUCAUGAUUUUAAUAAGUUCUCUUCUACUUAUAAUCAAUUUUCUGAGUGAUAGAUAUGAAGAAAGAAGACCACUUUUUGAUGCAUUUUAUGAGUGUGCAUACCCAAAAUAUGCUGCACACAGAGGAGACUAUGAUCAGUUUUGGGCAAGUUUUGUGAACUCAACACUAGCUUGUGAAGAUCUGCCAGCAUACAGACGUCUUGAUAUUCGCCCAGUUUCAAAUAAGGAUGAGAUAAAAUACGUGGCACUUCCAAAUAAGAAGGAUCAUACUUUGACAAUGGUCACGUUUGGUGUUGGGCACGAUGUUACUGCUGAAAUUGAAAUGAAACAGGUUUGGCGGAACACCAAUUUCUAUGGAGUUGAUCCAAGUUCUGAUGUGAACAAAGCUUUGUAUGAAGGCAAUCUUGGAGGAAAGUUUUUCGAAUAUGCAAUCAGUGGACAUUCUGGGAAACAAAAAUCGUAUAUUUUGACAAAAGAAUACCGAAACGAAACAAUAAUGCACAUCAGAGCCGAUACAUUUUUUGGAGACAUUCUUCGAAAACCCAUAGUUGAUCUUUUAUGGAUGGAUACUGAAGGUUAUGAGUUUCCAGUUCUAGAAAUGAUUCACAAAGAGGGACCAUUGGAUGACCAAGGAAUCAAGUUAUGCCAAAUAAAUGUAGAAAUUCAUAAAGAUAUAGAAAAUGGGAUAACUGGAGAACGAAAGAUGUUCCAUGACUUUGUUUGGAGGUUAAUGGAAGAUAAAAGAUAUAUUAUGAUAAGACCGUUCAAUGUUUUCUGGUAUCAUGAUUUUAUUCGAAUUGUUCUUAUUAAUGUUGCUGAUAAGGAAUGUACUGAUUUGUAUGUAAGAUGA